Messenger RNA from Lepisosteus oculatus (spotted gar), 2088 nucleotides. It is a transcript of the gene nob1, whose product is annotated as NIN1 (RPN12) binding protein 1 homolog. Gene Ontology annotation, cellular component: preribosome, small subunit precursor. Gene Ontology annotation, biological process: ribosomal small subunit biogenesis; maturation of SSU-rRNA. NCBI's taxonomy places the organism in Eukaryota, Metazoa, Chordata, Actinopteri, Semionotiformes, Lepisosteidae. The record is from RefSeq and is a predicted model, not a curated record. Gene Ontology annotation, molecular function: RNA endonuclease activity.
UAAAAUAACUCUUCCUCGGUAUCCUCCUGAAAUCAGCUAUGUGCUGUGUUUUACUCAAUGAUGUCUUCUGCCGUGGUGGAGCAUGUUGUCGCGGAUGCUGGAGCUUUUUUGAAGAAGGCGCCGUUGCAGGACUUUGGGAAGAAUAUCUACACAGUGAAAGAGGUGGUGAAUGAAAUCCGGGACAAACAGACCAGGAACAGUUUGGCGUUCCUGCCGUAUCAACUGCAGUUUAAGGAGCCCCUUCCCGAAUUCAUUCAAAUUGUGACUGAAUUCUCCAAAAAGACCGGAGACUACCCAAGCCUCUCGGCGACGGACAUUAAAGUGCUGGCUCUGACCUACCAGCUGGAGUCGGAGGUCCUUGGCGUCGCCCACCUCAAGACAGAACCAGAAGUGAAAGUCGAAGUGUGCAGCACCUGGAGACACCCAGAGGCACCCGUCAACAUUGCUGGAUUCCACAUCCCGUCUAAGAAAGGUACUUCAGACAAGAAUGUAGGAGUCAGACCAAAUUGCUCCAAGUCACAGAAUUCCAGCUCCCCAGACGAUGCCCAGUUCAACUCCUUCCAGUUCUGGAGAAGCCCCUUGCCCAGCAUUGAAGCUGACUUGCUGGAGUUACUGAACGCCGAGACGGUCUCAGCCGCGUGCAGUUCAGCGGGAGCGACUGUCGAUGAGCUGCAGCCUGCGCCCGUCUCCGCGGAUCAGUGCUGCGGGGAGUCCCGGACAGCGGGGAGCGUGGGAGAGGAGGAGGAGGCGGAGAGUGGCUCAGAGGAAGAGGAAAGUGGAGACGGAGGCUGGAUCACUCCCAGGAACAUCAGACAGGUCCAGCUCAACAUGGGAGUCCAGCAGGCUCCAGGCGAAGUGAGAGUGGGCUGCCUGACCACAGACUUCGCCAUGCAGAACGUUCUCAUUCAGAUUGGGCUGCACGUGCUGUCGGUCAAUGGAAUGGUCAUCAGGCAAACCAGGAGCUACACAUUGCGCUGCCACGCCUGCUUUAAGAGCACGACGAACAUGACCAAAGUGUUCUGUCCACACUGCGGGAAUAAGACCUUGAAGAAAGUGGCAGUAACGGUCAACGAAGAUGGCACCCUACAGAUGCACCUGUCCAAGAACCCCAAAGUGCUGAACCCCAGGGGGCUGAAGUACUCCCUGCCCCUGCCACAAGGGGGCAAACACGGCAACAACCCCCACCUGGUGGAGGACCAGCGCUUCCCCCAGCAGCGGCUGUCGCGCAAGGCCCGGCAGAAGACCGACGUCUUCGACCCAGACUACGUGGCGGGCGCCUCCCCCUUCGCCGAGAACGACAUCUACAGCCGCGCGGCGGGGCUGCACCUGCGGGACGAGCAGGCCGGCGGCGGCAGGCGGCGCACCAACCCCAACGCAGCCAGGAAGAAACUUGUCAAGAGGAGAUGAAGCCGGCGCUUGGCCGGCACCGAUCACGGAGAGCGCCGCUGCACGCGUAUCUGAUGAGGAUUCGUGGCUGGCAAGGGGUCAGGGGUCAGGGGUCAGAGUAUUUCCUACCCUCAGCUCCUUCCUCCUGGGUCUCUCUUCUAGUCGGGCUCCAUUAAUGACCUUUCUGAAGAGUGACCCAUGUGACAGUGGCUGAUUCAUUCGUGUCUGCCUGGCAUGAGUGAACGAGUGACAGCACGUGUUAGGCUGGUAUGAUUUCAUAAGUCUAUUUAAAAAAAAAAUGUAGGAAUGUAAAAUCAGAGUUCUGUGACGAGUUCAGAUCUGCUUUGUAACAACCCAAGCUGGUGCCUCUCUUUUGAUGCUGCUCCUGAAAUGAUGCUCCAUCCAGGACUUCAAUUGGCUGUUAGAAGACAGUAGACUUUUUCAGGUCUCCUUUCAAAUAGUUUUAAAAAUAAAUUGUUGAGUAAUAUUAGACUUCACACUCUGCUCUUUUAUCUUAAAGUAAUGCAUUUUGUUUAACUAUUACAAUAUUUAAGAAUUUGCAUGUUUUGUAUAGUGUUGGUAUAAUCAGCAGGGAUUUGAAUUCACUGUCCAAUACUGAUGGUACAAAUAGCUCAACAGUAUCUGAGUAAGACCACUACUGCCAGCAAUGUACUCAUAAAUAAAUUUAUUCUUUAUAUUACA